AAUCAGGCGUUUCGCUCAUUCCUGGGCUCCCAGCAACCCCUCAACAAACUCAAAACACUUGUGACAUGCGACACAACUCCCAAUCUCCAUCGACCUUCCAACCUGAAAAUAUAGAGACAGCCGACACAAGCCACCAAAGAUGGGACGAGGAGAUCGACGACGGUCCAAGGAUGACGAUGACGACGACGACAAGUCUACCAGUAGUCGAGAGGAUGACAGGCGACGGCACAAGUCGAAACGAAAGGAUUCUCGAAAGCGCAGCCGACGAGACGGUGACGAUGACGAUGAGGACGACAGUCGCUCCAAGAAGAAACGUCGAGAGCGCAAGAAAUCUAAACAACGAAAACCUUCCAGUGACGACGAUUCAUCAUCGUCUCGAAAAGAUAGCAAGAAGAAACGAAAGAAACACGAGAAAAAACACAAGAAAAAGCAUGACAAGAAAGAUCGCAAGAAAAAGAAACACAAGCGAGGGGACAGUGGUAGUGAGGAGGAGAGUCGACAACAACCACAAUCAGCAACUGGAAAUGACAACAACGAAAAAUUGGCGCGCAACUACGUCUUGGCAGAUGCCCUACAUCAACUCUUGACGGAUCACCCGACUCCUGCCAUGGCAGUGGAUACGCUGCCACUGGUGUUGAUCAAAUUGGGAGGAGGAACCUCGUUGGAUUUGAGACAAAUGCCAGAUCAAAGUGCCGCCGCCGGAAUUCAACUCGUCUUGAAAGCACUCGAACCGUUUGGAGUCACGCAAGAAGAAGACACUCGAAUGUGGAAAUGGCCACCCGGUGCCAAGAGUAAGGAUGAACGACUCUUGCUUCGAAUUGUUCGAACAUUGCUCAAUGAAAUUGGGUUCACUAUGGAAGCCAUUGAGAAACAUCACCAACAGAAACAGCAACCGCCAAAACAACAAAAACAAAAAGAACUAGACGCUGAUUCACAAGAAGAAAAGAAGCCACCGGCCAAGACCCAACAACAAGAUCAGGAAUCCGAUCUGAUCCACAUCAAACAAGACACUAUGAAAAUGUUGCAGUCCUUCCAAUCGUCACAAAACAACAACAAAGAGGACAACGACAGCAAACCGCCUUCGACGUUACCCGGAGAGCUGGGUGGCCUCUGCAACAUGAUUCUAGAAGGAGAAAGCAUUGCUUUGGAUGGAUUGCCGGAUCCCAAACUACGCACGGCGCUGGAAGGCUUGUUUCAGCAAUGUGGCCUGGAAUUGUGCGAAAUGGAGCCAGAUUCCGACAACGACGAGGACGGUGACAACGACAAUUCUGAUAACAACAAAGAAAUGGGAUAUGGUUUACCCGAGACAUUGGAACAACAAAAUCAAGUCAAAGCCAAGCUUUUGUCUGUUAUGAAGGCCUGUGAAACCAUGGCCGCGAAUCCAAAUACAACCAUACCAAAAUUGCAAAAGGGACCCAUGCGCAUGCCGGCAGGGUAUCAAGCUCCUCCCGAAGAAAGCAGCGACGACGAGGAAGGACCCGUGCAAGUGGGAGACAUAUUGGCCAAACGAAACGAUACGGCCGUCAUGUCCAAGGAAGAUAUUAAGCGACAAGCCGAACUGAGAGCACGACAAUUACGAGGGGCUGUCACGGGGGUCGACGAACUCAUGUCGACCGAUCCCAAUCAACGUGAAGAAUGGAUGCUGGUGCCAGGCAAAUUCGAUUUCCUCUCAUCCAUCAAGGCAGGCAAUCCCAUGAAGAGUCGAACCUUUGCGGCCAAGAGUAAAGCAGAGCGCGACGAUGAACAAGAGUAUGUCGACCCAAAGAUCCAAGCCGAAAUGAAUGCCAUUAUCCAGGCGCAUACGGAUGCACGAGGCCCCACACUGGUGGAACAGCAUCGUUUGAAUAAAGAAAAAGAACGACAGGCUGCAGCAGCUGGGGGAGGCACAAAUGGACAAUGGAAUUGGAAUCGGGACAAAGAUUUGGAUUCUGGAAGGCGCGUGGACAAGAAUGCCUUGAACAUGGUUCUGGGAGGUGCCAACAAGGAUCUCAAGAGCAAAUUUCAUGGUGGUUUCUGAGUGACUCAGGUGUUUUUCUUUUCUACUGUAAGGUUUGUUAGUUGUUACCCAGCUACUGAUAAUUAUAAUACACGUACUGUACAUGUUGGUGUCCGUGCUUUCAUGAGGGCCUUUGCUGGGAUACGCGUGCAACUGUACGGUAUGUAGUUAUAUAUUUACAUGCUGGAAUAUGUGCGACUUUUGAAGCUGCUGGAGAGUUCCAGUCGAUGCAUGUUCGUGUUUAUAAAAGACAACUUACCCAAUAAGUUGUUUCUAUCGGUAUGGUAUCCUCGGAAGAUGGAGUUAUGAAUUCAGUGGAUGCUUAGUGUUUGGAUGGAUGGAGGUCGAAAACUGUUUGGAUUCGCUCUCUACGAAUGCAGUUUUCCCAGGAGUUAUCUGCUCACAUGAAAAGUAAAGUGGCUUACCCCUUGCGUCCCUUGUCAGAUGUCUGCUGCCGCAAGACAUCAUGAUCACAUUUUAGCAUGGAGGACCUCCAGUCACUGUACGAGGAGAGGAAUUGGGCCUUUUUCCCGUGAAAGGCAAUUGCAAAUUUCCUUGCGGUUUCGACCAAUACUUCUCGUCCUUCAGGGUCAGUCUCCACCUCUAGCCGUUCCUUCAACUCGUUCAAUUCCCUUUGGCACCCUUCCAAAACUAGCUUUUGGUAUAGCAAUUCCCUCUCCUUGGCCUUGACAGCAGCAAAGAAUAAAUCGCCGGUCCUCGGAUCAGGAGCCACGUUCACUUCUACCGAAUCAUCGUCCGCAUGGAGAAUCGUCAAGGGCGACGAUGUUUCCCGUUCCCGUCUCUCAGCUUGCUUCCCUCGCUUCCUCCUUUCGUAGGCCAUGAUGGCAAAGCUAGUCAUUCCGUUGUCGUUUCGACAGAGCAUACAACCCCCAACAACAACAAUAAAAGCUCACAGAAUAAAUGGCUUCGACGCUCAGCUUAAAUUUACGGGUGGUACCCAUAAACCACUUGCUGACAAUCCUGAUAUCCGUUUGGUCGAGUUGGCAGCAAAUGCGGAGCACAAAAAUUGGUUUCAGUUGAAAGAUGAUGGUGUUCAGUUGAAGUUGUGGAGCAGCUCCGUCUAUCAGCGUCUCGUUACGAUACUUAGAGCAGAUGCAGUCCUAAUCACCGUAAUCUUAACGGAAGCAGCUCCUAAGUCGCAGAAAGAGGCUUUGGCCGUCAGUUUUUCAUCACGCCCUCUAGCUUCCGGGUGACCAAGAGUUGGCGCUGGAGCGCUGGAGCGGUCCAUGUGAUGAUGUAUGUGUGAUGGAGAUGUUGUUUGGCAUGGGGAUAGUAGACCAGGGCUUGGUACUGGUUUGGGACCAGAAGUCACCCGAUCAUGGACCAGGGGUAGGUACCGGUACUGAUGUGCAGCGAAAUGGUCAGGUGAUGGGCCUGCCUGCUGUAGGUGGACAAGGGGUAAGUCAAAGAGCAGGACCUGCUGAGGGGCCUAGAUUGAGUGUGGAACCAG
Messenger RNA from Seminavis robusta, 3467 nucleotides. The record is from the annotation of a GenBank genome assembly. Lineage: Eukaryota; Bacillariophyta; Bacillariophyceae; Naviculales; Naviculaceae.